AUUUCAAAACUUGACUGUUUUAUUUUAAAACGUUUUCAUAUUAUUAUGGAAAACUUAUUAACGCCAAUUUUUUUACAAUUGUUCUGCGAGAAGAACUCAGACGGAACAAAAUCUUUGAGAUUAAAAGGCAGGGAAUUAGACCAAAGAAAGGGAGUACGUUUGGAUUGUUCGGAUAUGAUGCCAAUUUGCGACUUUUUAAAUGAUAAUCCAGAUGUAGUCGAUUUAGAUAUAUGUUACAACAACAUUGGUGAUAAAGGAAUGUACCUUUUCAAAACGAUGUAUCUUAAAAAUGAGAACAACAUGAGACAUUUAAAUAUGGCUUCGUGUAGUUUAACAUGGAAAUCGAUCGAACAACUUUAUAUGGUAGUGGAUACUUUAAAAUUAAAAACUUUAAAAUUAACAGGAAAUAAAUUAGGAAAGGAAGGCGGGCGUUUCAUUGGAAUGUUAUUGCAAAAAAAUAAUACUAUAACUCAUCUUGAUUUAGGCGAUACAGAUCAAACCAUGGCUAGCGUCCCUUUUCUUAUGACAAUUUUAAGAUCAGAUUAUUCAACGAAUACAAGUAUAAGAAUUUUUGAUAUGUCUAGAAUAAUUCCAAGUAGUUUAUAUUAUACCUAUGAUAGCGGAGAUUUAGCGGAACAUCUUGGAAAUAUGUUAAAAAUGAAUACAACAUUAUACGAACUUCAUAUGCAAAAAUGUGGAUUUGAUGGUCAUGACAUUGAAAGAAUGCUUUAUGGAAUGAAAUUUAAUACAACUCUUAUAAUGUUGGAUUUAGGUAACAAUCAAUUUGGUGAUCAUGGAGUAGAAUUAAUCGCGAGAUGGUUACGAACGAGACCACCACUUUUAGGGUUAAAUGUUUGUGGAAACAGCAUAAAAGGAACUGGAUGUAAAGCAUUAUCUAAACAUCUUCCAUUUUCGAAAAUACGCCUUUUGGAUAUUUCAAGAAAUUGCAUCGAUGAUAUUUCUAUAAGAGAUUUAUUGUAUACAAUUAAGAAACCGUAUCAAAUGAGAAUGCUUUAUAUGUGGGGAAAUAAUAUUGGAAAACAAGCGUUAUGUGAACUGGAUAGAUUAAUAAAGGUAGGCGCAUUUGAUCCUGAACGACUUGACGUGAGAAUUUACGAAGUUGAUGGACUCUUAUAUCACGCUUACGUCCCUGAAGAUCAUUAUAAGCAUCGCUAUUACGGGGUUAUGGAUCAUGGGUGUGCGGUUGAACUUAAAAUUAAACGGAACAUCAUCGAAGAUGAAUACACUUAUCCGAGAAAUUUGACUAACUUUAAAUAUUAUAACAAAAUUCCCGCCGCACCAGGUAGUCCAAGAAAACCGGUUUGCUAA
Onthophagus taurus is the source of this 1329-nucleotide messenger RNA. RefSeq names its product leucine-rich repeat-containing protein 34-like. Gene Ontology annotation, molecular function: protein binding. NCBI's taxonomy places the organism in Eukaryota, Metazoa, Arthropoda, Insecta, Coleoptera, Scarabaeidae. The record is from RefSeq and is a predicted model, not a curated record.